Molecule: messenger RNA, 3018 nt
Organism: Amborella trichopoda
Lineage: Eukaryota; Viridiplantae; Streptophyta; Magnoliopsida; Amborellales; Amborellaceae
Product: Pentatricopeptide repeat (PPR) superfamily protein
Biological process (GO): RNA modification
Molecular function (GO): zinc ion binding; protein binding; RNA binding
Source: RefSeq, a predicted model, not a curated record
UGCUUUUAACAUGGGGUGGUAUUUUCAAUAAAUUAAAACAACACGGUUAGCGGGACCAUAUUUUCUUCCGUUGUCUGGAACUCUUGAGGGGAAAUGGCAGGAGCCAUGGCCAUUAAUGGGUUGCGUAAGUGUUUAUACCUCGGAGUAUAUUGAUGUUUGUCAUGUACUCUGGGUUUGGACCAAUCACAUGGGAAUGUGCGAGAUAAGAGACGUAGUAGAUUGAGGAAAGGUCACUGAAUCUCUUUCUCUACAAGAGAGAGGAGACGCAGCGAGCCAACUCUCUCUCUCUCUCUCAACAAUCUUUUGCAGCAGGAGCAGGAGACAGGCGGCAGCUGCAUCGCAGUUUAUAUUCAACGCUUCUAUUUCUCCCAAAUUGGAAGGUAACUUAGGAUAAGGUUUUACACCGAACGUGGUGUUGCCUAACAAAACCCAUUGCCAUUAAAAGGGCUACGUAGAUAACAUUAGAAAGUACUAAAAAAACCCCGAGCAACACAAGGCCGAAGCCAUGCUCGCACCCUAACCAUGACCAUACCCCUUUGUCAUGAAGCAUGCACCAUAUCAUUUACCCACGAAACAGGACACCAUCACGAGCCCACAUCCGAACUCAUGGCGCCUGGCCUCCCUCCUCCAAGCCUCCACCCGCACCCAGUCGCGCCCACGAGGACGUGCUAUUCACGCCGUCAUCAUAACUUCCGGCCUCAAGCCAAGGGCCCACCUUCUCAACCUCCUCAUCGCUUUCUAUUGCAGCACCGAAGACUUAAAAUGCGCGCACCAUGUGUUCGACCGAAUGCCUCAAAGAGACGUGGUCGCACGCACCACCCUGCUUGCCGCUCAUGCGCGCUCCGGUGCCUUAGCAGUCGCGCACCAGAUUUUCGAUGAGAUGCCCACCCGCGAUGCAGUGGCCUAUAACGCCAUGAUCUCGGCCUAUGGCCACCAUGGCGAGUUUCGCGAGGCCUUAUCUCUCUUUAGGGCCAUGCUUGAGCAAGGCAAGCCUAGGCCUGAUGGGUUCACUUUUACAGCUGCUUUGAGUGCGUGCGCCGGGCUUGAGGACCAGAAUUUGAGUUCCCAGGUCCAUUGCCUUGCUUUGAAGGCAGGGUUAGCUCAUGUAACCUCGGUUUCAAAUGCUUUGAUAUCUGUCUAUGUAAAAAGUGGGGAAUUAGGGUUGGCUUCUAAGAUGUUUACUGAAUUGCUGAAGAGAGAUGAGAUUACAUGGACCACAAUGAUUACAGGAUUUGUUAGGAUUGGGGACCUUGAGGGCGCUCGUAGAGUGUUUGAAGUGAUGAGGGAUAGAUUUGAUGUGGCAUGGAAUGCGAUGAUUGCAGGGUAUGCACAACAUGGGUUGUGUAUGGAGGCCCUCGAUUUGUUUCGAGAUAUGUUUGGGAAGGACAUAAUGCUCGAUGAAUUUACAUAUACAAGCUUGCUUAGUGCAUGUGCAAAUAUAGGACUUGUGCGAACGGGCAUGGAGGCACAUGCUUACAUUGUACACAGAGAGGCAGAGAUAUCGUUGCCAGUGUGGAACGCGAUCAUAUCCUUGUAUGCAAAAUGUGGAAGAAUGGAGGUAGCAAUGAGAGUUUUCGAUGCAAUGAGAGAGAAAGAUUUGGUCUCAUGGAAUGCAGUGGUAUCUGGGUAUGCAACCUUAGGCAUGAUCACAGAGGCUCGAGAGAUUUUUGAGAAAAUGAUUGAAAGGAAUGAGCUUACUUGGACUGUGAUGAUAUCUGGGUCAGCUCAACAUGGCCAAGGUGAGGAGGGCCUGAGGCUUUUUAAUAGAAUGAGGCACGAGGACUCUAGGCCUUGCGAUUUUGCAUUCGCCGGGGCCCUUACAGCUUGUGCAUCGCUAGGAACUUUACGUCAUGGUGCACAACUUCAUGCCCAACUGAUACAAUUGGGGCUUGACGCUAGUGUAUCAGCAGGCAAUGCACUCAUGACCAUGUAUGCAAGGUGUGGUGCAGUGGAGUCAGCUGAGAGAGCCUUUCGAGUCAUGCCUACACCUGAUGCGGUGUCUUGGAAUGCAAUGAUUGCAGCCCUAGGGCAACAUGGUCGGGGGUCUGAGGCCAUAAUGCUAUUUGAGCGCAUGCUUGUGGCAGGGUACAAGCCUGAUAGGGUUACGUUCCUCACAGUGCUAUCGUCGUGUAGCCACUCUGGUCUAGUAAAUGAGGGCUGCAAAUAUUUCGACCUCAUGGACAGAGCCUAUGGCAUUAAGCCUGGGCCUGACCAUUAUGCUCGCUUGGUUGACCUAUUAGGACGGGCGGGCCGCCUCCAAGAGGCGAAACAAACUGUUGAAACCAUGCCAUUUUACCCUGAUGCUUGCAUUUGGGAGGCAUUGCUAGCUGGGUGCCGGAACCAUGGAGACAUGGAGCUUGGAUUGAUGGCGGCUGAGCGCCUCUUCGAAUUGAGGCCUCGACAUGACGGUACUUAUGUGUUGCUGUCGAACAUGUACGCAUCAAUAGGGAAAUGGGAAGGAGUGGCAAAGGUGAGGAAAACCAUGAAAGACAUGGGGGUGAAGAAGGAGCCAGGAUGUAGUUGGAUAGAGGUUGAUAACCAAGUUCAUGUGUUCUUGGUUGAUGAUACAGUGCACCCUUACGUGCACGAGGUGUAUGCAUUACUAGAGAAGCUUGGUGUGAGCAUGAAGAAGCUCGGUUACAUUCCUGAUACCCGGUUUGUAUUGCAUGAUGUGGGGUUGGAGCAAAAAGAAUAUGGCUUGUCGACACACAGUGAGAAAUUGGCAGUGGGUUUCGGGUUGUUGAAGUUGCCAAAGGGUUCAGAGAUUAGGGUCUUGAAGAACUUGAGGAUAUGUGGGGAUUGCCACACUGCAAUGAAGUUCAUGUCUAAGGUUGUGGAGAGGGAGAUCAUUGUGAGGGAUGGAAAGAGGUUCCACCAUUUUAAGCAUGGUGAAUGCUCUUGCAGAGACUAUUGGUGAGUGGACAUGGGAUACAGUUGGAUGUUGGUCUUUAUUCAUUCUUUCAUUCUUAGCCCACCAAUUGUGGGAUUAUGUCAACUCACAUUUGUGCUUGAAAUUCC